GAGCAGCGUACCUGCCUUACGUGAAUACUGACUGCUUAUCUCAAUUGCGCAAUAUCCGCAAGCGGUGCAGUCUGGGGUAUUGCUGCACAACACAGGGCUGGCGCAACUGGCGAGCUAGCUGACCACUUGAAAUGGACGUGUUCUUAAUGAUCCGGCGUCACAAGACCACAAUCUUCACAGAUGCCAAGGAGUCUACCACUGUGUAUGAGCUGAAGCGUAUUGUUGAAGGGAUUCUUAAGAGACCACCCGAAGACCAGAGGCUGUACAAAGAUGACCAGUUGCUAGAGGACAGCAAAACUCUUGGUGACUCUGGAUUCACCAACCAGACUGCCAGACCUCAAGCCCCAGCUACAGUUGGUCUGGCCUUCCGCAUAAAUGAUGAGAUGUUUGAACAGCUGCACAUCGAGGCCUUCUCCAGCCCCCCAGAACUCCCUGAUGUGAUGAAGCCUCAGGACUCCGGUAGCACUGCCAACGAGCAGGCGGUGCAGUGAUACCAGGGAGAGAGAGGAAGCGAGCAGUGGAGGGAAGGAUGGAAGUGGGUGUGUGUGGAUUAACUGCAGUGGAGAAGUAGCGGGGUGGAGGAUAUGUAAUAUAAUUUCAGUUGAUGGAUGGGGACAUUAUAGGUAACCAAGCCUAUCCAUGUUACCUUCAUGCUAUCAUCCCAGCAUCUCCCCCCCCCCCCCCCCCCCCACACACACACAAUUUGCUUCACAAAUCAUGUUCUUUUAACUCCCUUUGAUUUCCACAUCACAUGCGGUUCUGCUCCUUGACUUCGCUCUUAAGCACCAACCGGCUCAAACUUUUUGAGCGAAGAAGUUGGUUCGGAAAGUAUGAUUGUGUGUGUGCGUGUGUGUGUGCGUGUGAGUUAUUAUAAUUAUUAUCAUUAAUAUUUUGGAGAAGGUGAAGGCAUAGUUGUGUGUCACAGUGUUCUAGAAGUAACGUGCGUAGGAGAGGAGUCCGGCGUCUGAAUCGGGAAACUGCAUGAACAGAAAAUUCAAAACGAAAGGCUUCUUUUCACAGAAACAGAUAAAACCUUCAACCGAUAAGUUUCCUUGGUCUGAUUCUCCCAGUUCUGUUGUACAUUUCUGAUUUGAUUUCAUACCAGGAAAACAAAGUCUUUAUAAUAAUUAUGUGUAGGUUUUUUGUCGUCAUUUUGUUUUUUCAGUAUGUUUUACUUGUCAGUUCUUUGUUGUAUGUUUCACGCACUGAGACCAAAGGCAGGUACCUCUUGGACAACAGAGGGAUUAUUUUUGGUCUAAAGACAUUCUGUCUGUGGCAUACAGUAUACACAGGAGGAGAGUUUGCUGGUGUUACAAACUUAAGUUUCAAAAAACGCAUACAUCACCUCAUGUCACCAAACCAUCAAUGUGGCACCUUCCCCUUAUCACAUAAACAUAGCCUGUAACUGUGAGCUUGCUUAAUUAAAAGUUUUUCCUGUUUUGUUUUUUA
Messenger RNA from Epinephelus moara (kelp grouper), 1449 nucleotides. Its product is annotated as elongin-B-like. The coding region runs from base 132 to 491 and encodes 119 amino acids. The record is from RefSeq and is a predicted model, not a curated record. Gene Ontology annotation, biological process: transcription elongation by RNA polymerase II. Lineage: Eukaryota; Metazoa; Chordata; Actinopteri; Perciformes; Serranidae. The transcript has 4 exons. Gene Ontology annotation, cellular component: elongin complex; VCB complex. Gene Ontology annotation, molecular function: protein binding.